UUCUCUCCCAUUCUUCCACCCACCAAUACUUUUCUCUCUUCCUCUUCUUUUUUCUCCCCGUACUCCAAAGAUGGAAAAGAAAGGCGGUAGCAGCAGCUCCAGUAGCUCCCAAGAUGCAGAAGUAAGGAAGGGACCAUGGACCAUGGAGGAAGAUUUUAUUCUGAUCAACUAUAUAGCCAACCAUGGUGAAGGUGUUUGGAACUCCUUGGCACGUUCAGCAGGUCUGAAACGCACCGGAAAAAGUUGUCGUCUUCGAUGGCUGAAUUAUCUGAGGCCGGACGUCCGGAGAGGUAAUAUUACAGCAGAAGAACAGCUCUUGAUCAUGGAACUACAUGCUAGAUGGGGAAACAGGUGGUCUAAGAUUGCAAAGCAACUUCCAGGAAGAACAGAUAAUGAAAUAAAGAAUUACUGGAGAACAAGAAUUCAGAAACAUAUUAAUAAACAAACAGAACCAUUCCCAAGCCAGAAUUCUGAGUUGCAAGACAAUGCUAGUACCAGUAAUGAAAUAUGUGAAGUUGGAGAUAAUGGAGUUGAAUCAUACUCACCGACUUAUGAUGGAAACCUUGAGGCUUUAUUGGGUCCUUUAUCUACUGAAUCAAACGAAAACAUAUGGAAUGUUGAGGAUCUCUGGUCUAUGCAGUUACCUAAUAACCAUUGAACCAUAUUUAAGGUAUUAUUUUUAAGUUUGCAAUUAAUUGGAGCUAUAGUAACCAUAUAUGUCUGUAGGACCUACUAUACAACAUUUUCUAAUGCUUGUUACUAGUCCGUCUAUGGGCUGUAAUACAAAACAGAAACAGUGUUUGAAAUCCAUAGUGUAUGAAUGAGAGUAUUUUGCUUAUUAUCCCAAAA
This is a messenger RNA of Macadamia integrifolia, 849 nucleotides long. RefSeq names its product MYB-like transcription factor EOBII. Gene Ontology annotation, molecular function: DNA-binding transcription factor activity; sequence-specific DNA binding. The record is from RefSeq and is a predicted model, not a curated record. The transcript is spliced from 3 exons. Gene Ontology annotation, cellular component: nucleus. Gene Ontology annotation, biological process: regulation of DNA-templated transcription. The coding region runs from base 71 to 658 and encodes 195 amino acids. NCBI's taxonomy places the organism in Eukaryota, Viridiplantae, Streptophyta, Magnoliopsida, Proteales, Proteaceae.